CACUUGUUCUCGCGGAUAACGAUAAGCAAGAUGAAGCCGUACUAGGAGAGGAAAGGAAGAGCGAAGACAGCACUGGACCAGAAGAUCAUGGCGCUGCUAAAAAUGCUGGUGUGGACGGAAAGGGAAACAAACAACCGGGAUCCGAAGAUACUAGCGGAGGAAAAAAAGACUGUGAGGACACGACGAGUCCUGUCGGAGAAGGAGCAACUACAAAAAGGAAAGCUGAC
This is a messenger RNA of Amoebophrya sp. A25, 227 nucleotides long. The record is from the annotation of a GenBank genome assembly. NCBI's taxonomy places the organism in Eukaryota, Dinophyceae, Syndiniales, Amoebophryaceae.